AUGGCGCCAACUUUCCAAGCCGCCAACUUUCCAAGCCUCCAACUUUCCAAGCCACCAACUUUCCAAGCCACCGACUUUCCAUGCCACCAACUUUCCAAGCCACCAUCUUUCCAAGCCACCAUCUUUCCAAGCCUCCAACUUUCCAAGCCACUAUCUUUCCAAGCCACCAACUUUCCAAGCCACCAACUUUCCAAGCCUCCAACUUUCCAAGCCACCAUCUUUCCAAGCCUCCAACUUUCCAAGCCACCAUCUUUCCAAGCCUCCAACUUUCCAAGCCACCAACUUUCCAAGCCUCCAACUUUCCAAGCCACCAACUUUCCAAGCCACCAACUUUCCAAGCCAGGAUCUUUCCAAGCCACCAACUUUCCAAGCCACCAACUUUCCAAGCCUCCAACUUUCCAAGCCACCAACUUUCCAAGCCACCAACUUUCCAAGCCACCAACUUUAAAAGCCACCAACUUUCCAAGCCUCCAACUUUCCAAGCCACCAUCUUUCCAAGCCUCCAACUUUCCAAGCCACCAUCUUUCCAAGCCUCCAACUUUCCAAGCCACCAACAUUCCAAGCCACCAACUUUCCAAGCCUCCAACUUUCCAAGCCACCAACUUUCCAAGCCACCAACUUUCCAAGCCAGGAUCUUUCCAAGCCACCAACUUUCCAAGCCUCCAACUUUCCAAGCCACCAACUUUCCAAGCCACCAACUUUCCAAGCCACCAACUUUCCAAGCCUCCAACUUUCCAAGCCUCCAACUUUCCAAGCCUCCAACUUUCCAAGCCUCCAACUUUCCAAGCAUCCAACUUUCUAAACCACCAACUUUCCAAGCCUCCAACUUUCCAAGCAUCCAACUUUCUAAACCACCAACUUUCCAAGCCACCAACUUUCCAAAAGCCUCCAACUUGCCAAGCCACCAACUUUCCAAGCCUCCAACUUUCCAAGCCUCCAACUUUCCAAGCCACCAUCUUUCCAAGCCACCAACUUUCCAAGCCACCAACUUUCCAAGCUACCAACUUUCCAAGCCUCCAACUUUCCAAGCCUCCAACUUUCCAAGCCACCAACUUUCCAAGCAGAGACAGAGCAUUGAUUUAUUCAAGUCUAUUCGUAUUCUUUGGACAUCUUCUGUACUGCACCUUUCACUACGUUGCAUCAGCUGCUGCGUCUUAUUGA
Molecule: messenger RNA, 1161 nt
Organism: Rana temporaria (common frog)
Lineage: Eukaryota; Metazoa; Chordata; Amphibia; Anura; Ranidae
Product: nuclear pore complex protein NUP98A-like
Exons: 1
Coding region: 1-1161 (386 amino acids)
Source: RefSeq, a predicted model, not a curated record